Cyprinus carpio (common carp) is the source of this 2412-nucleotide messenger RNA. RefSeq names its product transmembrane protein 135-like. The record is from RefSeq and is a predicted model, not a curated record. The transcript is spliced from 16 exons. Lineage: Eukaryota; Metazoa; Chordata; Actinopteri; Cypriniformes; Cyprinidae. Bases 83 to 1480 code for a protein of 465 amino acids.
CCUCCACGGGAGCGCGCGUCAAUCGGGAGCGCUCUUGCAAGAAACCGUGGACGCGCGCUCCCGCGGUGUGGUCCUGCUAAACAUGGCUGCUCUCAGCAAGUCCAUACCGCAUAGCUGCUAUGAGUUAGGACACACUUGGAAUCCCUCAUGUACGUUCUCCACCCUGCAGGUGACAGCCGGCGCUCUGGAGGUCUCCUUCAAGAUAUAUGCUCCUCUGUAUCUGAUUGCAGCCAUUUUAAGGAGGAGGAAAAAGGAUUAUUACAAGAAAAGGCUGCUUCCCGAGAUCCUGCAAUCCACGUCUUUCCUGACCGCAAAUGGAGGCCUCUACAUUGCGUUUUUCUGCAUUCUCCGGAAGCUGUUGGGACGUGUCUACUCCUGGUCAGCCGGGUUUGGGGCGGCACUGCCAGCCUCAUACAUCGCCAUACUAAUAGAGCGGAAAAGCAGGAGAGGACUCCUAACAAUUUACAUGGCGAACCUGGCAACAGAGACGAUUUUCCGGAUGGCUGUCACAAGGGGUCUUGUUAAGCCUAUGAAACACGGAGAGGUUCUUCUCUUCUGCUUGACUGCAUCUCUCUUCAUGUUUUUCUUCAGAUGUAAAGAUGGACUGAAUGGCUUUGCAUUCUCUGCCUUAAAAUUUAUAGUUGGCAAGGAGGAGAUCCCAACACACCCUUGUCUGGCUGAGCACGCGCAUGGACCGGGUUCGGAGAGAGACGCACAGCCACCGGAUGAGAGACCGGAGCACACACCUGCCUCCAGGGGGAGCUGCAUCAGAGCGUUUACACGCAAACUCCUAGACUCUAUAUGCAAACAUGGACCCAGGCAUAGAUGUUGCAAACACCAUCAAGACAACUGCAUCUCUUACUGUGUUAAAGGUUUCAUCCGAAUGUUCAGCGUGGGUUACCUCAUUCAAUGCUGUUUGAAGGUUCCAUCAGCAUUCAGACAGGCCUUUACAAAACCCUCUCGACUGCUCUGGCUGCUCUACAACAAAGAGAACUUUCAGCUAGGAGCUUUCUUGGGAUCUUUUGUCAGUAUAUACAAGGGCACAAGCUGUUUACUGAGAUGGAUGCGUAACCUGGACGACGAGCUCCAUGCUCUCAUAGCAGGUUUUCUUGCUGGCAUCUCAAUGUUCUUUUACAAGAGCACCUCCAUCUCCAUGUACCUCUUCUCCAAACUGGUGGAGACAAUGUAUUUCAAAGGGAUCGAGGCAGGCAGGUUUCCGUACUUCCCUCAUGCUGACACAGUAAUCUAUGCCGUCUCCACUGCCAUCUGUUUUCAAGCGGCGGUUAUGGAAGUGCAAAAUCUGAGACCAUCGUACUGGAAGUUUCUACUGCGGUUGACGAAGGGCAGGUUUGCUCUGAUGAACAGAAAAGUGCUUGACGUUUUUGGGACCGAGGCUUCCAAACACUUCGGUGACUUCACGCCUAAACUUGACCCCAGAUACGUGCUGUGUCCCAUCGACAUGGACGUGCAGCUGGGCUGACAGGCCCGCGGGUAUCUGCGCACACAAUCUCUCUCUUAUAUUCUUUCACCCUGGCGCUCUAUGUCAUUAAAUGUGAAGUGAAAGUGUGAAGGCAGUUAUAUGUUUAUGUUGAUCUGAAACAUUUUGCAAUGUUAUUACCACAAGUAAAAUGUGAGCUGUAUGUACUGUACGCACAAUAUCAGCAUCGGUUUGUCUGAAGAUGAUCUGAAGUUCAUGGAUAAUUUUUGCUUAUUGGAUUUUCAAGGACAGAAUGACAUGGCAGGAAUGUGUUCACGCUAACUCAGCAAUUCCUGGACUGCUUGGGAUCGGACCUGCGACCUCUGUGUUUCAUAGUCUGCAGCAUUAACUAAUCAGCUUUGAGACUGUAAAAUAUUUAAAUGCAAUGUUACAGCACAGUUGGAGACCUCAGAAGGUUAUGCUGGAUUAUUUUUGGUCAUUGUCAUAUUAAAUCCUACCAAAAAUGAUCAAAACAGUAAUUAACUAUCUGCCAUAGUCAGGAUAUGCGGGUUAAGCCUGGUAAAAAGACCUUACUGACAUCAGGGUUGUGUAUGAUCUCUUCUUUGUCUUUAGUGUGUUCUGUGUUCUUGUUCAGAUAGGAAUAUAUUGAGACCUUCUCAUAAGUACAGGUUUUUAUGAAAAGUUAGUACAGAACUUAACAUUUAUUACCCACAUUUAUUGCAGAUUUAAUAGUCACAGAUAUUCUUUCAGGAGAAAAAAAAAUAGAUUAAACUCAUCUUAAUGGACUUUGACCUUCACUUUCAGAAGGAGAGCUCUUUUUUUUUUUUAAUUUAGCAAUAAUAUAAAAUUAAAUCUGACAAUAUAAUCGAAGUGCUGUGUAUUUGAAAUGUAAUUUAUGUAAAAAGCAAGAAACCCUUAUGUCUUCAGUGUUUGUAUAAAAGCAAAAGCUUUAGAUUAAACAAAUUCUGAUGAAA